AUGUGUCGCUUCGUUCAGGAAUUCAACCAUCUGUCGCUAGUGAAGAAGACGAGUGGCAGAAACUUCUACAACAAGACGGCAAGAAAAGACCACAGCGUUUUGAUCGACACAGUGCCAUUCGAGCCUAUCUGGAUAUACAAGAUGUUGGCUAAUUUUCGGUCGGACCUGAUUGAGGGCAGUGUUUCAAAAAGUACAGUCUUCGAAAGGACGCCAAUACGCGCUAUUUUUUGCGGCCAGUUGAGAUCGGAAAUCAUGCGAGCUGAACAUGUUUCCACGGAGAGUAUUCAACCGUUCCUGCUCGUUCCUGACUCUGCAACUGAAUGCCGACAAAGUGAAGACGAUCAACGGGGCUCUAUGGAGACACUUAUGAAUAAGGAGCAGCUGGAAGGAUUGACUUCUCCUAACACAAAUUGA
Phaedon cochleariae (mustard beetle) is the source of this 414-nucleotide messenger RNA. Lineage: Eukaryota; Metazoa; Arthropoda; Insecta; Coleoptera; Chrysomelidae. The record is from the annotation of a GenBank genome assembly.